CAUUAGAUUUAAUCUAAUGACAUAUAUUUUUGGUGUACACUCCCUCAAUAACCAAAUUUAACGAUUUUAAACAAAAAAAAGUUGAAAAGCUGAAUGGAGAGUUCAAGCAUUACAAAAACUUGUGACUGUAAGGGCAAAAGAACUUGUCUUCUUUGUGAAAAGCUUCUUGAUAAAACUCCAAAAAACUAUUACGAAGAGUAUAAAAGUCGGCUAUUUUUUUCCUAUUGUCCAACCUGUGAGAAAAUCUACAAAUGUUGGGAAUCCAUCAAUGGAUGUGAUGACCAUGAAUCAAUGACGGGACACAAUUUUCCAGGAGUGUGUAUUAUACUUGAAUUUAUAUCAUCUGAGGAAGCUGAUUCGCUUGUAAAAGCUGUAGAUAAAAAUUUGGGAUGGGAUACAUCACAAAGUGGAAGAAGAAAGAAAAAUUUUGGCCCCAAAGUAAAUUUUAAAAAGAAAAAACUUUCGAUUGGGAAGUUUGAAGGAUUUCCUCCAUGCACCCUCUUUUUAAGGCAACGAUUUAAAAACGUCGACUUUCUAAAAGACUUUAUCACUAUUGAGGAAUGCUUUCUAGAGUAUGAUACGAACAGAGGAUCUCAUAUAGAUCCACAUAUUGACGAUUGUUGGAUAUGGGGUGAACGAAUUGUGACUGUCAACUGUUUAGGAAAUUCUGUCCUCACAUUAACGAAACAUAUUCCGAUGUACGAUAAACAAUAUAAUAUAGAUUCAAUGGAAAGUUAUGAAAGCCAACUUAUUGUUCCUUUAGUAAAUGAAGUUCCCGAUAAUAUUGUUAUUCGAAUUCCUAUGCCAGAAAGAUCAUUAUUGAUAAUGAGUGGACCUGCAAGAUAUCAGUAUGAACAUUCUGUUCUUAGAGAAGAUAUAUUUUCAAGACGAGUUGCAAUUGCGUACAGAGAAUUUACAUUUCCUUAUCAAAAAGGUAACUCAAAAUAUGAUGAAGCUGAGAAAAUUUAUAAAAUUUGUGAAUCAAAAUGACUUAUCAAAUAAAUAAAUAAUAAAGAAGAAAUGUAUGUAAGUAGACGUCAAAUCAUUUCUUUUGAAGGCUGUUUUAUAACAUUUUGUACCUUCAUCCAAUCUUUACGGUGGCCUUUGAAUUUAAC
Messenger RNA from Clunio marinus, 1115 nucleotides. The record is from the annotation of a GenBank genome assembly. NCBI's taxonomy places the organism in Eukaryota, Metazoa, Arthropoda, Insecta, Diptera, Chironomidae.